Daucus carota subsp. sativus is the source of this 1358-nucleotide messenger RNA. RefSeq lists its product as uncharacterized. The transcript is spliced from 3 exons. NCBI's taxonomy places the organism in Eukaryota, Viridiplantae, Streptophyta, Magnoliopsida, Apiales, Apiaceae. The record is from RefSeq and is a predicted model, not a curated record. Bases 23 to 1303 code for a protein of 426 amino acids. Gene Ontology annotation, molecular function: protein binding.
AACUGGUCGGAAUCAUCCUAAAAUGUCACAACUUGGUGAUAGAGACAUGAUGAAGAAGUUGCCCCUGGACUUAAUAUUUUGUAUCCUAGUUCGUUUGUCAGUCUACGAUAGAGCAAGAACUAGCGCUGUGUCAAGAGAAUGGAGGCAGCUCUGGCGAAUGAGCUUCCAUCUACGUCUAGAUAAGUCACUUUUCUCACAGCUGACUUGUAAUAAAGACAAAGACGCGCACCAAUCUGUUAUUGUCAGAGCUCUUGAAAUGAUCUUUUUAAGUCGAAUUGGCCUAAUACAGAGUAUUUCGUUCUACAUUCCUCCAAAUCUUGAUCAGUGCCCUGUGGCUCGGUGGAAAGACCACAUUUUUAAUCCGAGGAUAAGAUGGUUAGGGCUUUGUAACCUUCGAAACAAAGCCUAUGAGAUCCCCUCGUGUUUCUUUGAUUGUGUGGGCUUGACCAGCUUGCAGCUCCAUACAUGGAUAUUGAAUUCCCCAUAUAAAUCUACAAGAUUUGCUAAUCUAGUACGGGUUCGACUAGGAUAUGUCAAAUUCACAGCUGACAUUUCAUUUGGGACUCGACUAAGGUCACUCGUCUUAGAACACUGUACUGGAAUUCAACACUUGGCCUGCCAAUUCACAAGUGAAAACCGUCUUAUAGAUGUGCGUGUCACUGGGAGUGAGCAACUUGAUUGGAGAUGGUUCGAAUGCACUUCACUACUUGAAAUCUUGAUUCUGAAAUACAGUUACUCCCCAAAUUAUAAACCCAAGAAGCCCUUCAAUAUGACCAAGUUUAUUGGUAAUCUGCCAAGAAUCUAUGCUUUCUGUACAAACGGCUUCGCUCUCCAGGUCUGCCGACCUGUACUCACUAUGAUAAAUGGGAGAGCAACAAAAUUUGACAACUUGAAAGAGUUGGGGUUGUGCCCGCUUGGAUCCUAUAAUUUGUGUCAGAUUUCAAAUGCGAUUUACUUAAUUAGAUGUUUCCCCAGCUUGCGAAGAUUUUUGGCAAUACUGGUCGAUGAUAAGAGGGCAAAUCCACCAGAUUUAGCAAGCAAUUUGGACUCUGUAGAUUUGAAAGACACAUCACUAUGCCAACUUCACACGGUCGAUGUAUUGGGUGUCACGGCUUCCAACUAUGUCUUCCACUUGGUGAAGCUAUUGCUUGCAUCUGCUCCGUCGCUUAAAGUGAUGUCACUACACUGCAGCGGGGAAGUUACUGAUCCUGGUGAAAGGAUGAAGAUUAAACAAGAAUUGCAACGUUUUCCUAAAUGUUCGUCGGGGGCACAAAUUUUAUUGCUUGGAUUCGGGAGCAAGUGAAACUCAUUGUCUUUCAUUCUAUUUAUCCCCAGAAAACUUGUAUUAGCUUUAAGUA